Messenger RNA from Cryptococcus wingfieldii CBS 7118, 1938 nucleotides. RefSeq lists its product as hypothetical. The record is from RefSeq and is a predicted model, not a curated record. Bases 1 to 1938 code for a protein of 645 amino acids. The transcript has 4 exons. Lineage: Eukaryota; Fungi; Basidiomycota; Tremellomycetes; Tremellales; Cryptococcaceae.
AUGGCUGUAGAGCUCGCCCGCCCAGAGGUCGUCAUCAACUUCAACCACCCCCCGCUGUCCACCCCCAGGCCAGCCCUUCGAGUGGCCCCCCCAGCGACCGUCGUCACUGCAGAGACAGAAGAGCCCGCAGAAGACACUCCAGAGACUCCUCUAGUCGUCCCCGCGACCCUUCCACCGGCCUCCGCCAGAGCUCCGUCUUCCAGAGCCCCGAGCGUCGCGCCGUCACCGCCGACUCCUUCGAUAGCCCCCGUCCACUCUGGACUUACACCAGCCACCAAGGAAGAGUUGCAAGAAGGUGACGUUGAAGAGACAGAGGUGACCACUGCUACAACCACCAGGAAGACUGUCCGAAGAAGACUUGGCCCGACGCCUUCGCCGCCGGUUCCCACAGACGCACCAGUGGUUUAUCAGACCAGCCAGGCGCCGAGAACCCCAGAGGUCUAUCAGACGGGCACGAAUUGGGUCGAAAAUAUCCCUGAAGACGAACCUCAAGCUCCGCCUCCCCCGCCUGCUUCUUUGAAACCAAUCUCCGGGCAACCCACAUAUCAGACGCCUCAAGAGAGUAUGAUGAGGUGGCCUUUCGGGCGACACGACCCAUCGGGGGGAGGGACGCUGAAAGGACAAAGUGCGGCGGAUGAUGUGGACGUGGACACAGGUGCGACCACGUUCGGAGGGCCUACCCUAGGUAUGCCCAGCUCGGCUCAACUCGGCUCUACCAGCGAGCGAUUAUCGGGCACGAAAGGUGGUUUGCGCCCCAUUCCCAUCAUUGAUUACAUGGCCAUGCUCCAACCCUCCAUUUCGUUCCCUGUCAAAGCGCCCUCGAGUGGUAGACACUCUACUCCUGCUCGCAAGUCAAGCGAUCAGAAGACGUCCUCAAAAUCCAAGACAAUGGCCUCUUGCAAGUCUCACCCCGUCUCUCUCCCUUCUCCACCUCACCGGGUCUCACCUCAGCCCCAUCCGACACCCCCCCAGACCACGGUAAACGUCACCGUAGGCCAUUCUCCAACGAUGCACCUUUCUGUCCCUGCGCCAACGUCAGUACCGGGCACAACGGCUACCAUGGUGGUGCCGCUUCCAGGUGGGGCAAGCGUGAGGUCGAGGAGUGUGCCCUUGCCGGGUGGGGGGACGAGUGUGCACCCUGCCACAGUAUUGCUGCCAGAGAGCAAUCCCUCGUCUAAAUCACCGUCAGACUCGGCAUUACGCUCGGGUCACUCGCACCCUGGUAUGCACUCUCAGACACGCUCACGCCCUCGCUCUCAAAUGUCUGUCGCACCUACAGCUUCGCCUGCUGCGACGUCUAACCGCCCAGCAACAGAGGCUCCCAAGACCAUCGUCACCCUCUCUGCGCAUCUCGACAACGACACUGAAGGGAACCAGCAUCUUCAUGCGAAGUGGCAUGAUCACCAAGCCACCAAUCACUUGGACGUUGAUCUUGGCAAGGCGAUGGAGCCAGAGGAGACGCCAAAAGACAGGAAGAGGAGAGAGAAGAAGGAAGCUCGGGCAAAGGUGAAGGAGUUGGAAAGAGCCGAGAGAGCUUCAAGGGUUGAGAGUAUGAUGCCCCCGAGUACCAUGCCCAGUAUGGGACAGGGCGGAAUGAGUACACCGUACAAACCCGUGGCCAACUUUCCUCCUCCAAAGAGCGAACGCUAUGCGUAUCCAGCGCCAGUGACCGUGAUUGGAGAGCAGCGCAAGAAGCGGUUUGACGAUUGGUUCAACAAGGACAGAGCACCGCCUGUUUUGGGUAGCAUGGGUAUGGGGCCGAUGGGAGGGCCGCUGCCCUUCCCAGCGGCACAGUCAAUGUAUCCUAGACCGCCCCUGUCCAACAUGGGGAUGCGCCCGCCGAUGUUUCAGCCUCCGAUGGGCUACGGUCCUGGGGCCAUGGGGAUGGGUAUGAACAGGGGUAUGUUCAGAGGAGGUCAAUUUGGACCUGGGAUGUGA